AUGCCAAGAAUACAAGGAAUCGCAUUGGCUGGUGACGUCGCGCAGUUGGCCGCCAACGGUUCGAUGGUUCAGAUGGACUCUAACGACUUUUAUCAGGUGAUUCUGCAGCGCUUGCAGGUCGCCAGUGAGACGCAAGAAUGGGAAGAAGACUUCCGCGCACUAUUCCAGCUCGACAGACAAGAGAACGGCCGAUGUAUAACAUGUGGUCACGAAAGGCUCAUUGCGAAGAUUCCAGAAACCGGCAUCCUUCUAAAUGUUCCCACGGCCACAACAACUUUCAACGCAGCGCUGUCGAGAUUUUUUCAAGAGCGGAGAACGAUACACUGCGCUAUCUGUGCAAGCAAUACUAACCAUCUGGUCACGACCAGUAUUCAAGCUGGUCCUCAAAUCCUGAAGAUCAAACUUGCCAUCUUCCAAAUGAAAAAGUCGGAAAAGAAAGACAAAAAAGGCAAUCCGCAGCCUGCUACGGAACACAAGAUCAACCACCGCAUGGCUCACCCCAACAUACUCGACCUAACUCAAUAUCAAGAGAAUGCUCAUCUUCCCCUCCGCUACCGGCUAUCUAGUGUCAUCUCACACUCCGGCGAAGGCACAGAGAGCGCAGGUGGACACUACAUCGCGAGUGUUCGCGGCCCAGGCGGCCGUAUCACUUGCAUCUCUGAUUCUGUGACAGAGACUUUUACACAGGCUCAAUUCGAGGCAAGUCCACAGGUGGCCGGAAUAUCUCCCCCAGCAAAGGAGGUGUAUGUACUUACCUAUCUGAGGGAUGACGGGAGGUUGCAACGGGAGAUGAAAAAUCUCGAGUCGACGCUGAAGUGA
Molecule: messenger RNA, 819 nt
Organism: Alternaria infectoria
Lineage: Eukaryota; Fungi; Ascomycota; Dothideomycetes; Pleosporales; Pleosporaceae
Exons: 2
Coding region: 1-819 (272 amino acids)
Biological process (GO): protein deubiquitination
Cellular component (GO): cytosol; nucleus
Molecular function (GO): cysteine-type deubiquitinase activity; cysteine-type endopeptidase activity
Source: RefSeq, a predicted model, not a curated record